UUUGGUUGUUUUUUUGUUUUUUGUUUUUUUUAAAGAAACCUCAUCCUCUGAUUGGCUGUGAGUUAUAAUCGACACGGGAACUCUCUCUCUGAUUGGACAGUAAUCCUUCAGUAAAACUAACGCUUCCUGGUUAUCUGCAAAAGGAGAAAUAAACUUGAUUUUAAACCUGUGCUGCGGUGGAUAACUCGAGGGGCUUCAUUUGAAUGGGGAUCAGAAUGUCACACAGAAGCGGAUGUAACCUGAUUCUGGUCGUUGUGUUCUGUCUUUUUAUAUCAUCCUAUUGUAAGUUUCCUACUCUAGACCACAUUAAACCGAAAUACAGCGACAAGACACAAGGGAGAGCAGUGGUCGAGCUGCUGAAACGCCUGCUCGGGAACAGGUCUACGGAGUUUAUAGUGUCAGUCAACAGAAGCCUUUCCAACGACAGUCUGGAUGUGUGUGAGCUCAGGUCGACUAAAAACAACAAGAUAGUCGCAACGGGCAGUACCGGAGUGGCCGUAACUUCUGGCAUUUACAACUAUCUGAAAUACUUCUGCAACUGCCAUGUUUCCUGGUCUGGUGACCAGCUACAUCUGCCCCGUCCGCUGCCAAAGCUCACCGGCGUCCUGCGCAUCAACACCCAACAUAGAUUCCGGUACUACCAGAAUGUAUGCACUUUUAGCUAUUCUUCUGUGUGGUGGGACUGGCCAAGAUGGGAGAGGGAGAUCGACUGGAUGGCACUUAAUGGAAUCAAUCUGCCACUGGCUUUUACUGGACAAGAAGCCUUGUGGCAAGAGGUUUACCAAGCUCUUGGAUUAAACCAGUCAGAGAUUGCGGAGUUCUUCACUGGUCCAGCGUUUCUUGCCUGGAAUCGUAUGGGAAACAUGUUCAAGUUUGGUGGGCCCCUGCCGCAAUCCUGGCAUGUGAACCAGCUCUCUCUCCAAUUUAAAAUCUUAGAACGAAUGAGAGCCUUUGGCAUGAUUCCUGUGCUGCCAGCCUUCUCUGGGAACAUUCCAAGGGGACUCCUCAGGUUGUAUCCAAAGGCCAAUGUAACCAGAUUGGGGCCUUGGGCUCAUUUCAACUGCAGCUUCUCAUGCUCCUAUAUCUUAGACCCUCGGGACCCACUUUUCCUCCAGAUCGGUUCCCUCUAUUUGUCACAGGUGGUGAAGCAGUUUGGUACGGACCACAUAUAUAACACUGACACCUUCAAUGAGAUGACACCACCUUCCUCUGACCCCACCUACCUGUCUGCAGUCAGUCGCGCUGUUUUUGCCUCACUCACUGCGGUUGAUCCUCAGGCAGUUUGGCUGAUGCAAGGCUGGCUGUUCUUCAGUGAUACAGCAUUCUGGAACCCACCCCAGAUUCAGGCCCUACUACACGGAGUGCCCCUUGGAAGAAUGAUUGUGCUGGACCUGUUUGCAGAGACUGAGCCAAUUUUCUCCUACACAGAGUCUUUCUAUGGACAGCCCUUCAUCUGGUGCAUGCUGCAAAACUUUGGUGGCAACAGUGGAUUCUUUGGCACAGUGGAGAGCAUAAAUUCAGGGCCCUUUGAAGCCUUACAGUUCCCAAACUCCACCUUGGUGGGUAUAGGCAUGACACCUGAGGGCAUUGAGCAGAAUCCUGUGAUGUAUGAGUUGAUGAGUGAGUUGGCUUGGCGCAAGGAGCCAGUAAACUUACUCAAGUGGGUGUCGCUGUAUGCAGCGCGCCGCUAUGGCAGCACACAAGAGAACCUCACAGCUGCAUGGAGACUCUUGUUCACCAGUGUCUACAACUGCACAGUGCCACAUUACAAAAACCACAACCAUAGUCCGCUGGUGCGCCGGCCUUCCUUUCACAUGAAUUGUGAUCUUUGGUAUGACCCAGCUGACCUGUACAAAGCCUGGAAACUGUUUAUUGAGGCGGAUCCAUCUCUCAUGUCCAAGGAGACCUUCCAAUAUGAUCUAGUGGAUUUGACACGGCAGGUCCUACAAGUCUUGACAACAUCCCUCUACAAGGAUAUUGUAGAUGCCUUCCAUCAACAAAAGAUGUUAGAGCUGCUGACUGCAGGUGGAGUUCUGGUAUAUGACCUCCUGCCUGAGCUCAACCGCUUGCUGAAUAGCAACCAUAACUUCCUGUUGGGUACGUGGCUGGACCGGGCACGAUCCUUAGCCCUAGAUGAGGAGGAGGCACAACUCUAUGACAUGAAUGCUAGAAACCAGCUCACUCUAUGGGGUCCGAGUGGUGAGAUCCUGGACUAUGCCAGCAAAGAGUGGGGAGGCCUCAUAGAGGAUUACUAUGCCCAGCGAUGGAACCUGUUUGUUCAUACCCUGGUAGAGUGUCUGGACAGUGGGCAACCAUUCAAGCAGGACAGCUUCAACCAGGCAGUUUUCCAGGUAGAAAAGGGUUUCAUUUACAAUAGAAGACAAUACCCAACUAAGCCUCAGGGAGACACAUAUGAUAUCGCCCACCGGAUCUUCCUUAAGUAUUACCCACAUGCUUUGAAGAGACUAUAGUGAGCAGGGGCUAAGUUUGGAAAAAACAAGAUGCAGCAAGAAGAAUGUCUUCUCUCGCUUCCAGUUUUCCUGUUUUGCACAUGUAGCAUAAUCAGUAAUGGAUAGUUGCACAUGUUGUUGGAUUAGGAAAAAAAGGAUUGUCACUUCAUAUUUAAACUGAUCAAAUAUCUAAUCAUGCCUUAUUAAAGAGGAGGGGAGAGAGGAAAUAAAAAUUAGGACAUGACUCACAAUAGACUGAAAACUCAAGUAUGCAUCCCUUUGUACUGUUUUCAACUGACCUUAAAGAAAUAACUCAACAUUCUUUUUGGAAAAAAAGGUUUACCUUAUCAGAGAAAGAUGAGAAGAUUAACAUUAAUAUGACCCUUAUGUCUGUGUAUUAAAUAUGGAGCUGGGAUCAGUCCGUGGUUAGUCUAGCUUAGCAUAAAGACUUGAAGCAGGGGGAAACAGCUAACCUGACUCUGUCCAAAGUAAAAAUAAGGCUAAACUGUGCUAUUUGAACAUUGUGUAUUGUUUGUUGUAACCUGUGCAUCAACAGAAAUGUAAAAAUGACAGUUUGUAGUUUCUGAGAUGGUGAGCACAGGUUCUGGUUUUGGGUUCUGGCAUCCUCAUCCUCAACAAGUUUUUACAUUACAGUUCCCAUACAGGAACACAAAUGAGAUAAAGCUUGUUAAUUAUUAAGCUUUAGAGAUGUUGGUAGGGGCAUUGUUUUUACUGGGAACAUUCCCAACACAUUGAACCAUUCCUUGAAUAUUUCAGAUAGGCAUUGGCAUGUCUAAGGUAAGAUAAUGUGAAUAUUGCAUCUUGUUCUGACUGACAGGACUGUGCCCCAUAGACAAGUAUCACCAAAACAAGUAGGCUAGUAGAUCAGUCAGCAAACAAUUUGGAUGUCUUUGAUCUUGCAUAACAAUUUUCCAUCUUCAUCAUCUAGCAACAGGUUUCAUUCAUGUGCCAGCAAAUAUAUCAUGUCGCACAAUAUUUCUUUCUGUAUUGUUUAAAUCCUAUUUUUGUAUUUUGAUGACUUAAACUGUUGUGAUUUUUCAACUCAGGCAUGUCAUAAAAGUCAAGACUCUGUGACUAAUA
Molecule: messenger RNA, 3551 nt
Organism: Scatophagus argus
Lineage: Eukaryota; Metazoa; Chordata; Actinopteri; Scatophagidae
Gene: naglu
Product: N-acetylglucosaminidase, alpha
Exons: 6
Coding region: 204-2471 (755 amino acids)
Source: RefSeq, a predicted model, not a curated record